Molecule: messenger RNA, 2059 nt
Organism: Salvia miltiorrhiza (redroot sage)
Lineage: Eukaryota; Viridiplantae; Streptophyta; Magnoliopsida; Lamiales; Lamiaceae
Product: exo-alpha-bergamotene synthase-like
Exons: 7
Coding region: 141-1835 (564 amino acids)
Biological process (GO): diterpenoid biosynthetic process
Molecular function (GO): magnesium ion binding; terpene synthase activity
Source: RefSeq, a predicted model, not a curated record
AUCAGUCGUAUAUAUAUAUUCAGGCGAUUCUCAUCUCUCAUACUCACAUUUCGAACAACUAUAUAGCAAUCUUUCAGUAUUUGUGAAAUACUGAUCUCCACAUCUAAUCACAGCACAGCUUGUUAAGAUCGAAAUUGAUCAUGGAGGAGGUGAGGAGGUCAGCAAACCUUGGGGCAAGUAUCUGGGAUGACGAUCACAUUCAGUCUCUCACAAGUUUAUACACGGGGGAAAAGUACGUAGCUGAAGCUGAGAAACUGAAAAAUCUGGUGAAAAUAAUGAUAGACGAAACCGAAGACGAGCUGGACCAACUUGAGCUUAUCGACAGUCUGCAGAGGCUGGGUUUAUGUAACCACUUCGAGGAUCGAAUAGCUAAGAUGUUAGACAACAUUUAUGAGGCGGAAAAAUGUCGAGACGAUGAAAACAUGGAAAAGAACUUGCACAUCACAGCUCUCAGAUUCAGACUUCUCAGACAACAUGGAUAUCAUGUUCCUCAAGAGAUUUUCUGUAGUUUCAUGGACGAUGUAGGAAAUUUCAAGGCCUCCGUAUGUGAAGACGUGAGAGGAGUGGUAUCUCUAUAUGAAGCUUCGUAUUUAUCCGUGGAAGGGGAAAGCUUACUGGAUUUAGCCAAAGAUUUCUCACUGAAUAAUCUUACUCGAAGAAUCGACAAAAUUACAGAGCCACGUCUAGCGGAGCAAGUGAAGCAUGCUUUGGAGGUUCCUCGACACUGGAGAGUGCAGAGGCUAGAAGCCAAGUGGUACAUUCAAGCUUACGAGAGUAGAUCUUCAGCAAACCUUAUCCUGGUUGAGCUGGCUAAGUUGGAUUUUAACAUGGUACAGGCAACACACCAGCAAGAGCUCAAGCGCAUAUCAAGAUGGUAUAAAGAGACUGGUCUCCCGGAAAAGUUGGGGUUCGCCAGGCACCGAUUGGCGGAGUGUUUCUUGUGGGCUUUGGGAUUUGCUCCGAAGCCUCAUUUUGGAUUUUCCAGGGAGAUUUUGAUCAAAACUGGGCAGCUCAUCACCAUAAUAGAUGACAUGUACGAUGUAUAUGGAACCUUGGAAGAACUCCAAUUGUUCACCAACACAAUCGAGAGGUGGGAUAUUAAUUCGCUGGACAACCUCCCAGAAUAUAUGCGGAUUUGUUUCUUAGCUAUCUUCAAUUUCUCGAAUGAAUUGGCUUAUCAUAUUCUCAGGGAUCAAGGUUUCAACGUUAUCCCAAAUAUGAGGAAACUGUGGGCAGAACUGUGUAGAGCUUAUUACUUAGAAGCGAGAUGGUUUCACAGCGGAUACGUCCCAACCACAAAUGAGUACCUAAAUACAGCAUGGAUUUCCAUUUCGGGUCCUCUACUUCUAUUUUAUGCUUACUUCUCAACAAAUGCUAUAAACAACGAGGAACUACAGAGCCUAGAACAAUAUCCUGGUAUUAUUCGUUGGCCAUCCACGGUUCUUCGUUUGACAGAUGACUUGGGAACUUCAUCCGUAAGAAAACUAUAUACAUAUAUUCGACAGUACAAACAAUCUCUGAUAAUAGUGAUAAUUAAACAGGACGAAAUGAAACGAGGGGAUGUUCCGAAAUCCGUUCAGUGCUACAUGAUUGAAACAGGAUGCUCUGAGGAGGAUGCUCGCAAGCACAUAAAGCAUUUGAUCGAGGCGGCACUGAAGCGCAUGAACAAAGAGAUACUAAUGGAGAAGCCCUUGAAGGAUUUCAGCCACAUUGCCAUGAAUCUUGGGCGAAUCUCACUCUGCAUGUAUCAACACGGAGAUGGCUACGGCCUUCCCCAUUCCGAAACCAAGAGAAAUUUGGUCUCUCUCAUCGUUCAACCCUUCCCUAUGCCCUGAAUUCCUCUACGCACCAGCUUUAAGUAAACCAAUAAAGUGAUCGAGUCCCCAUGCCCUGAUGAUCAUUUCAAUGCAUCAGAUCUGAAUAAGGAGACUCUUUGCUCUUACUUUCCACAUUAAUUUUCAUGUCGUGCUCCUUAACUUGUAUUCGGCCAUCGCCAUUCUAUAUAUUUAUAAACUUCUGGUUCAUGAAGGUAUACUCCUUAUGUGCUCCAUCCGUCCCA